This is a messenger RNA of Larimichthys crocea (large yellow croaker), 3446 nucleotides long. RefSeq names its product Fas-activated serine/threonine kinase (gene fastk). The transcript has 10 exons. Gene Ontology annotation, molecular function: RNA binding. The record is from RefSeq and is a predicted model, not a curated record. The coding region runs from base 327 to 2810 and encodes 827 amino acids. Gene Ontology annotation, biological process: regulation of mitochondrial mRNA stability; mitochondrial RNA processing. Gene Ontology annotation, cellular component: mitochondrial matrix; ribonucleoprotein granule. NCBI's taxonomy places the organism in Eukaryota, Metazoa, Chordata, Actinopteri, Sciaenidae.
CUCUUCGCCUCCCUCUUCGCCUCCUCGCUCCCCACUCAGUCUGUCUCCAUGUACGCCACCGCCUGUACAGCACCGCGGGGGGAGGAGGAGGAGGUGGAGGUGGAGGUGCAGGGGGUGGAGUCAAACAGGGGAGAAGGCGGGGCUGGCCAUGCCUCGAGGCGCCCCAUCCCCACCUCCCCCACCCGGCCCCGCCUCCCCCCGCCUACCCGCUGUACCCAGGGCCCCCGGGACGGCUCACAGAGGAGCUCCACUCCACCACCACUACCACCCCCACCGACCCUCACCCCCACCCUCACCCACAACCCGCCCACCUCGCCCCACCCCCAAUGCCCCCGCACUACCAACACCAUGCCCACUUCCACACGUAUGGAGGGGGUGGCGCUGCCGCUGGAGGGGCCGCUGCCGCCGGCAGCAAGAAGAAGAUGUGGAACUUUAUUCAUGAGAAGAUGAGCUACGACACGUUCUUCACCAUGAAGCGCCUCAUCGAGCGCUCGCGGCGCCCGGACGAGGUGCUGCGGUGGGUCACCCAGAACCCGGCCAAGAUAUCCCACAACCACUACCCCGUUGCCCUGCAGAAGAUCGGACAGCUGCUGCAGGCCACACCUCCACGAGGUGGGGGAGACAACGCUGACGCUGAGGCCACAGGAGGAGGAGCUGAGGGUGGCGACGGGCGGCAGAUCCUGGAGCAUCAGGACUUUCAGACGCUUUGUAACGCCAUUGUCAAUGAUUGCGCCAAGUUCGACAACUUCAGCAUCGUCAACUGUCUCUACGCUGUGGCGGCCCUUGGUCUUCCCAGUGACUCUCAGGUGGUCCAGGUGUUGGAGGCGGAGUCUCAGUCCAGGCUGAACCAGUUUAACCAGAAGGACGUGUCGAUGGUGUUCAGCUCCAGCAUGAAGCUCCACCCGGGCACUCAGCACCCUCUGACAGAGGCCUGCCUGGCCGGCCUGGAGAAGAACCUGGAGAGAGAGCGCCACCCGCAGACGCUCUUCCUGUUGCUGUCCUACUACAGACUCAAGUGGCGCCUGCUGCAGCCGCAGGAAGCUGCAGCCGCCACAGGGGGCGCUAACAUCGCCAGCACGAGCAAUAACAACACACCUUCAAACCCUGAACAACUGCUCGCCAACAGGAAGAUCCUGCGUCUGGUCAAACACACCUUGGCGAGUGUCAGCGGAGUUCGUGACCAGGAGAUGGCGCUGUUGGAUGAGAUGUUGGCGGCGUGCGCUCGGGAGGCGAGCAACAAGAGUCUGGAGCUGAUCUUCAGCUCGCACCUGUUCUACCAGAACCGACAGGAGAGGUUCAUCAGCAGCCUGGCAGAGGAGCUGCCAAAGAAGGUGGACAGCAUUACUCCGUACACGAUGGCUCUGAUCGCCAAAUACAUCGCUCGCCAUCGACUGAGAGAGACUCGACUGCUCGACACAAUCGCAGACUUCCUGGUGAAGAAGGCCGAGUACCUGGAUAGUAAGGUGAUCCAGAAGCUGGUGUUCCCCUUCAGCAGGAUGAGCUACCGUCCGUCCAAUGAGCAGCAGUUCUUCUCUCGGUUGGAGGAGGUGGUGGAGCUGAAGGCGCUCAGCUCGCCGCUCGCCACCGUCAACAUUCUCAUGUCUCUGUUCCAGCUGGGACACUUCCCGGGCCUGGUGCUGCACCGCGUCUUCUCCUCCGCCUUCAUCAGCAACGUCACAAACAGCCCGUACGCCCUGAUCGUUCGGCGGUACCUCUCUCUGCUGGACGCUGCUGUGGAGCUCGAGUACUGCGAGUACACCGGACCACGACUGCAGGACACCCACAAGGUUCUGAUGUUUGACCACGCCCUAACUGCUGACGAGGUCAACCGCAAGUACAGUUAUAAAGGUCUGGUGGCCGAGGCUCUGCGACAGCUGGUUGGAGAACAGAACUACAAACAGGAUGAAGUACUGCCACCCGGAUACUACACAGACUUUGUGCUGUGGAUGGACGGUUCUGGUCGGGUUCUACCCAUCAGGACCGGUGCUGCUCUCUCUGUCGGUGUGGCUCCGCCCCCACCCUGCAUCGCCGUGACAUCGAAACCGGCUGAUAGUGGCGUUGCUGCAGUGACAUCAGAGUUCCAGAAGUUCUCUCCGUUUGCGGCGCUGGACGAUGGCGCCGAGCAGCCGGUGGGCGAGGCCAUGGGCGGCUCCUUCCUGGCCCCCCACAUACGUGGCACAGCGGGGUCCGUGGCGGCCUCGGGGCCCCCCCGGCCCGGAGCUAAUGGGGGUCCACUGGACUACGGGCCGUACUUCGUUCCAGCAGCAGAGUUCUACUCUGGGCUCGCCAAGGAGCACUCUCUGGAGAGCCAGGAUAGCUCCACGCUCAGCAGCCCGCCCUCCGAUGGACUGACUCAGGCCGGGGUGCCAGGACCAGCCGGGCCCACCGCCCCGGACUCUCUGUUCCAGUUCUCCAUCGGGAAGAUCCUGGAGGAUGAGGGGGGGGCGCGGGUCCAAGGUACGGACUGCGAGCUUCCUGGGUUCUACGAGGGUGUGACGUAUUCUGAUGGGUCCAGUACCGACAGAGGUCCCCCGUCACCACCGCACCUCCACCCCCCCAACAGACCUGACCCAGAGAGUCCCCCAACAGAACCGAGGCAGAUCAGGAGGGUCAUCAUGUCUGUCAACGAUAAGUGGCACUACUGCCACAACUCCGAGGUUCUGGUCGGUUCACGGGCCAUGAGGGACCGACACCUGAGGCUGCUGGGAUACGUCAUCCUCCAGCUGCCGUACCACGAGCUGGAGAAGCUGAAUGGCAUCGAGGAGGUGAAGCAGUACCUGCACAAGAAGCUGCUGGACGCCCCGCUAUGACGCUGUGUGUGUGUGUGUGUGUGUGUGUGUGUGUGUGUGUGUGUGUGUGUGUGUGUGUGUGUGUGUGUGUGUGUGUCACACGUCGCGCCUGCUGUCUGUCUGGAUCUGAUUGGUCAACCUCACGUUCAGAUCACAGCUGCAGCGAUCGAUCAGCUCGUCGUCAAAGACGUCUGCAGGCUGUGAUCUGAUUGGUCGCCGUAUGCAGGCUGUGAUCUGAUUGGUCGCCGUAUGCAGGCUGUGAUCUGAUUGGUCGGCGUGUGGAUGAACAAACAUAUCUUUUUUGGGGGGGAUAGGGGGGGGUCCCAUUUUUAUAAAGUUUUGGUAACCAUGGUAACAUCAACGAUGCAUGUGUAAGACUGUUUUAUAGUCAGAUGGAGUUUGAGUUUGUGGUGGGUGGGAGCAGGGGCUGAUGGGUACUGUAGUUCUCUGAGUGAAUAUGGUCGUCCGGGGGGGGGGGGGGGGGUCGUUACCACGGUGAUGUGGUGCGCGUGCCAAAGGAGGAUGAGCCAGCUUCAGUAUGAUGUGUAGGGGUCAAAGGUCAGAUUAUUUAUUUGUGUAUCAGGUGACGGACGUUUGGUGGGAAAGAAGCUUGUUUAUAUAAAUCUAUGAAAUGUCUAUAAAACCUGAAACUACCAA